AUGCUGUUCCUCAAGGCCGCUACCACAGCGGCUCUGCUUGUGCUUGCACACCUCUUCGCUUUGACAGUAGCACUUAACGCAGCCCUUCCAUCGUCUGAGCUCAUCGCCCUAGGUGGCGGCGUUGUCGGAGGACUAUAUCGCCCCGCCGUGCAGAGCCACAAGGCCAGUCUCGCGCUCUUCCUAAUGCAUGCCGGCAGUGACUACCUUCGAUUCACAGCGUGCACGGAGCUGGCCUCGCGAGGUUUUACCAUAUUCUGUGCGAACAACUACGCCAGCAAGGCCGGGCAGAAUUCUGACUUGGAUUUUGACCUCAUGAUGCAAAACGUGGGACUGGGAAUGAGCUAUCUUCGGAAUCAGACAGACAUCGAUCACGUUGUCCUUCUCGGACACAGCGGUUGUGGCGCCAUGAUGGCGGCGUAUCAGAACAUUGCAGAGAACGGGGUAUCUGUGUGCAAUGGCCCCGAGAAGAUAUAUCCAUGCUCUGAUGGUCUGGCUGGGCUGAUGCCUGCUGAUGGCAUAGUCUUGCUGGAUGCAAAUUAUGGAACUUCGACGAUGACCCUUCUAAGCGUUAACCCUGCCAUUAUCGAUGAAACGACAGCUUUCGCAGAAGCCUUCCAUUCUGGCGUUGCUGCCCGUUGGCAACGUCUCGUGAAGUACGCUGAAGAGAGGAGAGCAAUCAUCAUGGCUGGCAAUGGCACCUUCAGCGAUGAUGAGCCUUUCUACAUACCUGAUGCACAUUUUGUUGGGGGAAACAACAAGCUCUUCGCACAGGACACCCAAUUCCUCUCGCACACCGUCCAUGAAUGGCCACUUCUGCACAAGAAUGGAUCCACAACUACUCAAGUCGUCCGCUCGGUUCGCGUACCUGCAAACCUGAGGUCUCUGGCUGAUUCAUUCCAGCAAGGAGCACUGAAAACGACUAUCAACCGCUUUCUCAGGACAUUCGCCAUCCGCGUCACGGAUGACUUCUCGUACAAUGGCGACAGCUUCACGGGUAUCGACUGGGCGUCCAGCCACCUUGCUACUCAAAAUCCUGUGUCCGGAAUUCACGUACCGAUGCUAACAAUGGGGAUGACGGGUCAUUGGGAGUAUCUCGCUGCUGAGAAGGCAAGUCACUCAAACUCAACCGUGUUUCAGGAUUGCAGUGAUGACAAAACGAUCGCCUUCGUUGAAGGGGCGUCUCAUACCAUUGAUGUUUGCAAAGAUUGCGAGAGCUUCCCGGGCCAGUAUGGCGAUACUAUCAAGACUUGCUUUGAUUUCCUCUAUUUCCACGACAUCGCAACUUGCCCCAACGAUGAAAGUUUGACCACAUCCGCUACCAAACUGACUCUCCUUGAAAAUGUCUUCAGACCUGGCCAGCGCACCUGUGGUCGUCGGUCACGAGUUCCAUCCCCUCCGGCACAAACGCAAAGAAUUCCGAGUCCUCAAUUUCCUAGGCAACCGCAACACCCUCCGAGACCAAAAUUCCUUCCUCAAGUUCAACUUCCAAACCCUUUCUCUCAGAGACGAACUCCUCCCUACAUACCACGCCAUCUCAUACACAUGGGACGCGAACCCCGGAACCGCAACCAUUCUACUAGACGGCAAGGAAGUGACAGUCCCAGGGAGCGCGGAGCGGGCGCUCAGAGGCGUGAUUUCGCACAUGGUGCCGUAUUUAUUGGACAGCUCGAUCUGUUUGCUGUGAAUCGAUGCAGGGCUGCGUUUGAGACGGUGGAGAUGCUGGCUGGGGACUGUAUUGACAAAGUUUCGGAUGAGAGCGAGCUUCAUUUGCCUGCGUGGGCUUGGAAGGAUAAGUUUCCAUACUGGUCUGAAGAUCCCCCACUUCGAUGCGACUGGAGGGCUCUCGGUCGCCUGCUUGGGGCGAGGUGGUUUGCUCAACUCUGGAUCAUUCAGGAAGUCGUCGUAGCGGGAGACGUCACGAUGAUUUGGGGUGGGUCCUCGAUUCCAUGGGAGACACUGGCGAAAGCAGUGCGAUGGACGUGGCAUCGAACCUUCACCCGCUACAUCACAGAAGCCCUCGAGGACGAGAAUAAGAAAGAUGUCUCUAUGAACCUGUUAUUCGCGAGAGAGAUCUGCCGGCUAAGGGACACGCCCUCCUCGCAAAUUACCCUUUCGCAGCUGCUCCUUUGCAACUGCCACCUCGAGGCCAGCAAUCCCUGGGAUAGGGUCUUUGGUCUGCUUGGUCUGCUCGACAAAGCGUCAAACUCUUUGGGAGUGGUGAUGGAUUACGAGCGGCGAUUGAGAGACGUCUAUGCUGAAGCGACCUGCGCUGCCAUGGUUGAGCAAGGGAGUCUGUACCUCCUGGGUCUGGCGAUUGAUAACAAGUCUUCUUUGGCUAUGGAAGAUGACUGGCCGUCUUGGGUGCCGCGCUACCAACAACUGAAGGGACAUCGUGAGAUUGCAUCUUUAUCUCGCACUAACGGGUGCCGUGCUUCGGACGGAGUUUCAAUGACUUGCAGGUACUCAAGCGAGGGCAAUGUUUUGGACGUAAAAGGUGUCUUCGUGGGUCGAGUGGUCUGUGUUCUGGACAUCUCCUCGCUUGGAGAUAUGUCUGAAGAUGACGACAGCAAUGAGGACAGCGAGUCAGCUGAUGAAGAGGAGGACAAGCCCGUAUACCAGCGUCUCGUCCAGGCUUGGCUCUCCGGUUCCUCUGCUACCACCUCCGCGAGCAUGACGAACAUAGCGAGCUCGCUGCACCAGCGGAAAGAUCCAUCCCUCAAGCUCUGGCGAAAGACCCUCCAAAUCAAAGACCUGGCUUCAUUGUUCUUAAACGUCGUGCGGCAAUCUCCUAGAACCUGCGAGGCAGAGACUGAGCGGCUAUUGUCUCUCGUGGAAGGCGACGAGGGCGACAGCUGGUCCAUCGUAUGUUCAUUACACAAUUUCGUCCGCGCGCUCGGCUUAUCAUCGAUUGUACUGUCAGAAGACGGCCGGUUUGGAUUUUGCGUAGGGACGGCCAAAGUUGGAGACGAGAUCUGUCUCUUGUUCGGUGGCGAUCUUCUUUUUGUGUUACGUGCUGGCGAAAGCGAAAGGGGGUGUCGAAAGAUGGGUGCGUAUGCUGUGGUACCGGGUGUGAUGGAGGGAGAACAUAUACGGCAGCUUCGGGAUCAAGGUCGCGUGGAAGCUGAGACUCGCACUUUUCAUGUCAUCUGA
Messenger RNA from Zasmidium cellare ATCC 36951, 3150 nucleotides. RefSeq lists its product as uncharacterized. The record is from RefSeq and is a predicted model, not a curated record. The transcript is spliced from 7 exons. Bases 1 to 3150 code for a protein of 1049 amino acids. NCBI's taxonomy places the organism in Eukaryota, Fungi, Ascomycota, Dothideomycetes, Mycosphaerellales, Mycosphaerellaceae.